GAGCCCAUACCCUCCCGCUGUCUUCUCCUGCGAGUGCCGUUGCUGCUCCCCUUCCACUUCCACUUCCACCGCGCCGUGGUUUCCACUCCUUCAUCCUCCUCCACCGCCACCAAUCCCAACCCUAAUCCGCGCUCAACAAACCCUAGCUCUGAGAUCCACCCACUUCCUACGCAUGCCGCGCUUCCUCCGGUGGCUGCACCGGCCGAGCUAAGCCAGACAGCCGGUCCCCACUCACCGCCGCGGCCGCCGUUGCAGCUGCAGCCGUCGCCAUGGGCUGCGUCUGCGGCCGCCCCUCCUCCGCCUUCGACGACGGCCAGUGCCGCACAACGCCUCCGCCGGCCGCGAAGCUCUCGGCGGCAGUGAGGAGGGAGGAGGAGGCGCGGAAGCAGCAGCAUGCCAGGGCGGGUAGCGGGAGGGAGGAGGCGCUGGAGAGGAGGCGGGCGAUGAUGGCGAUGGCGGCGGCGUGCCAGGUCAGGAGCCCGGUGCCCAGGGUAGUGGAGGGGGAGCAGGUGGCCGCAGGGUGGCCGCCGUGGCUCGUCGCCGUUGCCCCGGAGGCCGUGCGCGGAUGGGUGCCGCGCCGCGCCGAAUCGUUCGAGAAGCUCGACAAGAUUGGUCAGGGUACAUACAGUAAUGUUUACAGAGCUCGUGAUCUCGAAAAAGAGAAGAUUGUUGCUUUGAAGAAAGUACGAUUUGAUAAUUUGGAACCUGAGAGCGUGAAAUUUAUGGCGAGGGAAAUCCUCAUUUUGCGUCGGCUUGAUCAUCCAAAUGUUAUCAAGCUAGAAGGUCUUGUAACAUCAAGGAUGUCCUGCAGCUUAUAUCUUGUUUUUGAGUACAUGGAGCAUGACCUAGCUGGACUGGCUUCUUUCCCUGGAGUAAAGUUUACUGAAUCCCAGGUGAAGUGUUACAUGCAACAGCUCCUCCGUGGUCUUGAGCAUUGCCACAGUCGUCACAUUCUGCACCGUGACAUCAAGGGUUCCAAUCUUUUGAUUGACAACCGAGGCAUAUUGAAGAUUGCAGAUUUUGGAUUAGCAAGUUUCUUUGAUCCAGAACAACGGCACCCUUUGACUAGUCGUGUUGUCACGUUAUGGUAUAGGCCACCAGAACUUUUGCUUGGUGCUACUAAUUAUGGUGUUGCUGUAGAUCUCUGGAGUGCUGGCUGCAUUCUUGCUGAGCUAUAUGCUGGCAAGCCUAUCAUGCCUGGUAGAACAGAGGUUGAGCAGUUGCAUAAAAUAUUUAAACUCUGUGGUUCGCCGUCAGAGGACUAUUGGAGGAAAUCUAAACUUCCUCAUGCCACCAUUUUCAAACCGCAACACCCGUAUGCCAGGCGUGUAUCAGAAACAUUUAAAGAGUUUCCUACUCCUGCUCUGGCAUUAGUAGAUGUUCUUCUUUCUGUAGACCCAGCAGAUCGUGGAACUGCAUCUUCUGCAUUGCAAAGUGAGUUUUUUACAACAAAACCAUAUGCUUGCAAUCCUUCAAGCUUGCCAAGGUAUCCCCCAAGCAAAGAGUUUGAUGCAAAACGUCGGGAGGAGGAAGCUAGAAGGCAAGGUGCUGCUGGAGGAAAGCAACAUAAACAUGAGCCUGAGAGGCGAACUAGAGAAUCAAGAGCAGUUCCUGCCCCUGAUGCAAAUGCAGAAUUAGUGUCAUCGUUGCAGAAAAGGCAAGCUCAAGCUAAUACCAGGAGCAGGAGUGAGAUGUUUAAUCCCGGCAAAGAAGACUCCGCCUCUGGAUUUCGAAUUGAACCACCCAGGCCAACUCCUGUUACUGAGUCUUCUGAAGAUUCACAACGUGCCUACCCGACCAGACUCUUCCAUUCUGGGCCUUUAGUUAAUCAGAAUCACCCAUCAACGGGUGGAGGUGUCAAAAAUGGCGAACUUAAGGUACCUGGUGCUGCGAAUCAACCUGUGGCUGUGUCAACAAGAUCAGGUCUCCGAACGGACGGUAGCAGCCGGACAAUGGUUGUUCAAGCUGAAGCAUUUGCUCAUGGGCGGAGGCUGUCUGAGUCCAUUAACGAGCACUUCAGUAAUAGUGGGAAAUACGAUCAAGUGUUCCCAAAGAAGGAUGACCGGAGCAGCAGGGUUGAUGGAGCUAUUGGCCACGGAUCGAAGGGCAACAAGAUCCACCAUUCUGGGCCCCUGACCUGCCCUUCAGGCAACGUCGAUGAGAUGCUGAAGGAGAACGACCGGCAAAUACAAGAAGUCUUUCGGCGAACCCGGGUGGAGAAGUCUAGAGCGAGAAGGGACCAUGGACAUCACCAGGGUGGCUUAAGACCUGCUGAUUUUGGUGCCAUCCCGGUGUUCCCUUCCAGCCGCUCCAGCUACCAGGCUGUGCAGCAGUAAACACACCGCUUGAGCAGGUAAAGCUGAAGAUCCGGUUGAGCUGUAGUGGGAGAUGUUGGAUCCACUCCAUUCCCCUGCUGUUUCAGGGGUGAUAAAUAGCAAGUGCUAUGCUAUGUACAGGGAGGAAGGAUUAGCUGUGUAGUGCCUGCCUAUUAGAGAAACUUAGGAGAGAACGGGGGAGGUGAUUUGUUCAUUGGCGGCAAUUCGAGCGUGUCAAUGACGAAAGUCGGUGUAUCUCAUCAGGUUGUGGGGGUGUCUCCUUUUUGAAAUGCUGCUGAAUGGAAGAUUGCCAUUGGCAGGUGUAUUUCAGCUCACCAAGUCUCAAACCCAAUGUAUGAGAGACGAAAUUUGGCACCAGAGGUU
Messenger RNA from Panicum virgatum (switchgrass), 2699 nucleotides. RefSeq names its product probable serine/threonine-protein kinase At1g54610. Bases 270 to 2336 code for a protein of 688 amino acids. The record is from RefSeq and is a predicted model, not a curated record. Gene Ontology annotation, molecular function: ATP binding; RNA polymerase II CTD heptapeptide repeat kinase activity; cyclin-dependent protein serine/threonine kinase activity. Gene Ontology annotation, cellular component: cyclin-dependent protein kinase holoenzyme complex; nucleus. The transcript is spliced from 8 exons. NCBI's taxonomy places the organism in Eukaryota, Viridiplantae, Streptophyta, Magnoliopsida, Poales, Poaceae. Gene Ontology annotation, biological process: positive regulation of transcription elongation by RNA polymerase II; protein phosphorylation.